AUGCGUUUCUCCGUCGCUGCUGUUUUCGCCGCUGUGGCCGCUGGUGUCGUCGCCGAGGAAGUGAGCACUGUUAUUGUCACCGAAACCGCCACUUACUGCCCUAAGUCCACUGAUGCUAUCGGUGUUUCUCCCACCGAGUCUAUCAGCAUCCCCGCUGGCUACACCACCACUCGUCCUCUCAUCACCUCCACCGUGACUGAGUGCAACAAGUGCUCCAGCACCGCCCCCCCUGCUGGCACUCCCACUGGCGUCAACCCUGUUGGCAGCUCUACCCCCAGCUCUCCCGUUAUUCCCGUCGUCCCCAGCGUCCCCAGCAGCUCCAAGGCUACUCCUAGCAGCAGCUCCAUCAUCAAGCGCCCCAGCAGCAGCAGCAUCGUCAUCUCCUCCACGCCUCUGGUUCACUCCACCCGGCCUGCUUCCACCAACGCCCCGCCUGCUCCUUCUGCUUCUGCUCCUUCUGCUUCCGGCCCCUCUGAUGUCUCCCCCACCGGCUCUGCUACCACCCCCGCUGUCCCUCUCUUCACGAGCGGUGGCUCGCGCGCAGCUGUUGGCGCCGGUGCCGGUCUGGCGACCGUCUUCGGUCUCGCUGCUGUUCUGCUGUAA
Messenger RNA from Aspergillus pseudotamarii, 603 nucleotides. RefSeq names its product putative GPI anchored protein. Bases 1 to 603 code for a protein of 200 amino acids. The record is from RefSeq and is a predicted model, not a curated record. NCBI's taxonomy places the organism in Eukaryota, Fungi, Ascomycota, Eurotiomycetes, Eurotiales, Aspergillaceae. The transcript has 3 exons.